Messenger RNA from Anarrhichthys ocellatus (wolf-eel), 1529 nucleotides. It is a transcript of the gene cplane2, whose product is annotated as ciliogenesis and planar polarity effector 2. Lineage: Eukaryota; Metazoa; Chordata; Actinopteri; Perciformes; Anarhichadidae. The transcript has 5 exons. The coding region runs from base 25 to 768 and encodes 247 amino acids. Gene Ontology annotation, molecular function: GTP binding; GTPase activity. The record is from RefSeq and is a predicted model, not a curated record.
AGCAGCGUCACGAGCGAUAACAACAUGGCUCAAGCUGCUCCUUCCUCCGGAUCAAUCGUAGUAGCUGACUGGCAUCAAUGUAAAGACAGCAAAGAAUAUUUCAGCAAAAUUAUACACAAGAAGAGACGGAAAAACUUCGGCCUCUUGGAGUCUCCAGUGAUGCCCCCACAUGUAGCUGUGGACACAGUUCACUAUAAGAUCUUCAUCUCUGGCAAGAGUGGAGUCGGGAAAACUGCUCUCGCUGCACGUCUUGCAGGCCUGAAUAUUCCUAACUUGCACUAUGAAACCACAGGUAUUGAAACCACGGUGGUGUACUGGCCCGUGAAGUUGAGAGAGAAUGGUAGAGUGCUUUUCUUCCGGCUGCAGCUGUGGGACUGUGGAGAGAACACCUUGCGUAGAUUUGACCAUUUGCUUCCAGCCUGUAAGGAGCAGGUGGAUGCCGUCCUUUUCCUAUUCUCCUUCACUGACAGAACAUCUUUUGAUGAUUUGUCAAAUCAAAUUGCUAAAUGGACUGGGACAUCUGUGAAAUUGGUGGUUGGCACCAAAUUUGACCUUUUCAUGCACUGUGAUGUGCCAGAGAGAGACGUGAGGGACUUCCAGGAGACGUGGAAGUUACGAGUGCUGCGCGUGGGCGGGGAGGUCAGUGACGGGCUGGUUGACGUAGCCCCACUUCUCAACUGCCUAGCGGAGAACCUGUGGCAUCAGGACUGUGUUACAGCUGGAUCAGCCAACCGUCGUUCACAGCAGGACACAGGGACUCUACUUUAAGUGGACAUAUUAUGGAGAGAGAAAAAAAAAAAAAAAAAGAACUUUCUCAGUGCUUGUGCACAAACAGCAGCGUAUCAGGAGUGCCUACCAACCCACAAACUGAAAUACAAAAGUCAGAUUUUGUGUGCUGCCUAGACCAGAUGUGUUCAACUAACCAUUCAGAUUUGCUCCUCUUCCUUAAGUCAACUGCAGGCUCAUUAGAGUCUCCUGCCAUAGAUUAAGAACUCCCCAUGUGUAAAGGUGUGCACCAACACACAAUCAAAAUAUCGGCCACUGAGAGAUAUUGUAUUCAAUAUUGAGAUGAACAGGGGCUGCUUAUGUCAAGUUCUCUUGUUAAUAUCUUUACUCAGUUAAAGCAUGCGUUUGUUGUAUUAGGCUGAUGUGACAGUCAUUUAAAAAAAAAAAAAAGAAAUAAAAAAAGGCACAUUGCUUAAAAUAAGUCAUUUUAAUACAAGUGAAAAACUAUAUUCACAAUAUAAAAAACCCCAAAACAUCCCCUUACAUGCGUGUUGGUUUAUUGUGACAAUCUCAGUGCAUGUUGGAAUCCUUAUUGUCAUGUAUGGUGCCAUUAUCAAAAUUAUUAAGUGCGGUCAAGUGUAUAUAAAGUUAACAAAUUAUUAAAAUGCAUUAGUAAUGUGCAAGUUAAAAACGGCAUUAGUUUGUUUUGUAUAGAAUCAUGUUUCCAUCACUGUUUAGACGACAGCGCAUUCAUCCACUCCUCUUUAUCGGACCUGCGAAAUAUAAAUCAGACAAGAAUCCCA